Cydia strobilella is the source of this 9414-nucleotide messenger RNA. RefSeq names its product fatty acyl-CoA reductase wat-like. The coding region runs from base 45 to 1622 and encodes 525 amino acids. Gene Ontology annotation, biological process: long-chain fatty-acyl-CoA metabolic process. Gene Ontology annotation, molecular function: alcohol-forming very long-chain fatty acyl-CoA reductase (NADP+) activity. The transcript has 11 exons. The record is from RefSeq and is a predicted model, not a curated record. NCBI's taxonomy places the organism in Eukaryota, Metazoa, Arthropoda, Insecta, Lepidoptera, Tortricidae. Gene Ontology annotation, cellular component: peroxisome.
AGUGUGUGCUCUGUUUAUAUUUGAGGAUAUUUUUUUUAUCAAUCAUGAUUUCGGACUCCGAGCUCCAUGAGCCCAAACAGGGCGGCGACAUCACAUUCAUGGACAUGAUCGACGAGGCCGAGGCUCGCGGCGAGUCCCAAAUACAGAAGUUCUUAUCUGGAUCCACGAUAUUUCUCACUGGAGGAACUGGGUUCUUGGGGAAACUGCUGGUGGAGAAGUUACUAAGAACAUGUCCAGACAUAAAGAAGAUCUAUCUUCUGGCGCGACCAAAGAAGAACAAAGAAGUACAGAAAAGACUACAGGAACAAUUUGAUGACCCGCUAUACGAACGCCUACGCAAGCAGGUCCCCGAAUUCAUGUCAAAGAUCGGUGUGGUCGAAGGGGACGUGGGGAAAGUGGGGCUCGGGAUCAGCGAGAGUGACCGACAAACCGUUGUUGAUGAGGUUGACGUGAUAUUCCACGGCGCAGCCACACUCCGCUUCAACGAACCUCUUCGGGAUGCAGUAUUCAUAAACGUCAGAGGAACGAAAGAAAUGAUGCUUUUAGCCCGAGCCUGUACCAAGCUGAAGGCGAUGGUCCACAUUUCCACGGCAUACAGCAACUGCAACCUGAGCGAGAUAGACGAGGUAUUCUACGAGAGCCCCAUCCCCGGAGACAAGCUCAUCGAUCUAGCAGAGAGCCUGGAUGAGAAGACGAUUAACAGCAUCACGCCUGGACUGAUCGGAGACUUCCCCAACACGUAUGCGUACACCAAGGGCGUGGCCGAGGAUGUGCUACAGAAGUACUCUCAGGGUCUACCAGUGGCUGUAGUCAGACCUUCGAUUGUGAUCGGAACAGCGAAGGAUCCAGUAGCCGGGUGGAUUGACAACGUAUACGGACCUACAGGGGUGAUAGUAGGCGCCGAGCUCGGCCUCCUGCACGUGCUGCACGCGGCGCCGCAAGCGUCCGCGUCGCUGGUGCCGGGCGACGCGGUCGCCGCCGCCUGCGUGGCCGCGGCCUGGAGCGUGUCGCGCGCCGAGAACCACCAGGCGCCGCCCCGGGACGCCCCGCCACUCUACCACUGUGUGUGUUCCGAGACGGCUCCUAUUACAUGGACUAAAUUCAUGUCCCUAGCCGAGACCCACGGGCUGAGCGUGCCCCCCGCACAGGCCGUGUGGUACUACAUGCUGACGCUGACUAACUCCAAGGCCAUGUACACCUUCCUCGCGCUGCUGCUGCACUGGAUCCCUGCUUACAUCAUCGACGGAGUGUGUAUGGUCCUCGGGAAGAAACCACAAUUAAGAAAAGCCUACACAAAAAUCGAGCAAUUCGCGGCCGUGAUAGAAUUCUUCGCGCUCCGCGAAUGGCGUUUCCACAAUAGCAACAUGACGCGCCUCUACAACGAGUUGUGUGACGCCGACAAGCAUAUCUAUGACUUCGACACCAGCGCCAUCGACUGGAACGAGUUCUUUGCGAACUACAUGAAGGGAAUUAGGGUUUAUCUCUUAAAAGAUCCAGUUACUACUAUACCGGAGAGUAUUAAGAGGUAUAAAAGGCUUAUGUGGCUGCAUUAUGCGCUGUUAACUGUAAUUGGUUUGUUAGUGUUGAGGUUUUUAUGGUUUAUUGUGUCGUUAUUCUUUUGAGUAUGUGGAUCAUUGACGUCUCUGAGGACGGGCCUUGCGGGCACUAAGAAUUGCUAGUUCAGCGUUGUGCUUCACGAAUUCGAGCGAGCGUAGCGCGCGCUAAUUUCGACCAAUCGCGCGCGAUGCGAACUCAUCAACCAAUAGCUUUGUAGCCACCAAUGUACUGGACCCAUUCUUAUUGUCCAUGAUUGCCCGUAAGGCCCGUCCUUAGAUAUAAUACGUCAAUGAUGUGGAUAGUUUAGAGAGGUUAAUUAGAUGGGUGUAUUGAAAGGGUGCAUAAAAAUGUGUUUGGGCCAUUUUCAUCAAAAGGAUACUUAUUGUCGGCGUCGGCGCUAUUUCCAUACAGCUUAAAUUUGACUGGACAAACGGCAAUCACCUUUUGGUUUAAAACGGCACAUUUGGUUACUAGACCAGCGGUGGAACAAAAAUGGGUUUUGAUAAUAUUAAAGUUUUUUCUUUUUCGAUAUGUCAUUGUUAGCAUGUUAAAUAAGACUUUCGUAAAAAGUUAGAAAUUUUUAGGGUGAGCGUUCGGAUAUAUUGAAAUAUUUUAAUUUCUGCUAAUAACUUUGUAAAUAUAGAAUUAAAGUUACAAAAAACUUUAACAUAUUCAAUACCACUUUAAUUUAUACACAAUAUUCGGUUUUUAGAAAUCUGGAACAUGUGCUUUCUGGUGAACUUAAAAACAUGAAUUAUUUUGUAAAUAAAUAAUUAGAGUAGCUGAUAUUGCAAAAUUACGAUAUUAUGGAUCAGCUUAUUAUCCUUGUAAAAAAUUAGAAAUGUAGACAAUGUGCUUCUCUAGAUAUUGAUAUCUGGUUAAGCAGUAUAGCCAAUAUUGAAUUAAAGUUUGUAGAGUUAAUAUUAAACGGUCAUGACAAUGAUCUUAGUUCCCACACAAAAGAUUAGAAAUAUAAAAUUUGUGCGUCACUAAAUACUGAUACGUAUGCAUUCCGUGCUUAUAUUUACGUUACAUUUCAAACGCGCGGCAUGGUUGCGCGCGCCGCGCUGUGCGCCGCCGAGGCAGCGAUCAAACGGUACUGAUAUAUAGGUAGAUCAACGGUAUAUAGAUCAACGGGCUAGCGGGUAACCUAACCUUGCUAGACGCGUGCAAAAUAAUAUUUAACAAAAUUCAAAAAAAUGUUCUAAAAGCAAUCUGUAUUUUUAACAGGUUAAAAUUAAGUAUCUAAAUAGUCAUAAAAAUAAUAAACCAGAACAUUUGGUCGAGUCGUGUCUUUAACCUUGCCAGGCGAUCUAAAAAGUAUGGCACUUACUUGCACGCAAAAUUAAGUUUGUUUACUAUACAAAUUGUAUGCAUUACAAAGUUAUCUUUGCACACAAAAUUAAGUUUCUCUACUAUACAAAGCGUAUGCAUCGCAGUUAUUUUUGCACGCAAAAUUAUGUUUGUCUACUAAACAAAGUGUAUGCAUUACAAAGUUAUUUUUGUAGUAAAUUAAAGACCACUAGGUAGGAUGUACAGUCAGCAAUACUAUUCGCUUAGCACCUUUGCAUACAAACCUAUACAGGGGUGGUAUCUUUUCUCUGCAGCUAACUGUACAAUGUGAUUGUAACUAUGAGGAUGGUGUAUAUUUAUGAUGUAUGAGGACAUUUCUAUUAAAAGUUAUGUUAGAUUUUGAAAUUUUUAUAUUGAGUAUAUCUACUUAUAUAAAAAUUUGAAUUUUGGUUAUGGAUUUUAUAUUAUAUAACAUACAAAAAAAAACAACAAUAAACAAAAAAAUAUAUAUAGGGCUGUAUCUCCUAAACCGUCCGUCGCAGCGCAAAAUAAUAACAUUUUCGUCCGCCUGCAGUGGACCCUUAAUAAACAUUUUAAAAAAAAACAAAGAAAAAAAAACAGAAAAAAUAUUUACAGGGCUGUAUCUCCUAAACCGUUCGUUAUAGCGCAAAAAUAAUCAAAUUUUCGUUCCCCUAUCAGAAGCCCCUAAGUAACAUACAAAAAACACAAUGAAAACAUAAAAGAAAAAAACAAAGAAAACAAUCUUUUUAUAGGGCUGUAUCUCCUAAACCGUGCGUCGGAGCGCAAAAAAAGUAAAAUGUUCGUUCCCCUCUAAAAAAGAUAGAUAUAACUCCGUAAUAGAUGGAUACAGUCUAAGGAAAAAACGUGCCUCGAAAAUCACGAAAAUUUGAUUCUCGAUCAGAGGGCGCCACUAGUUUUGGCUUACUCUCGUAUAGAUGGCGUUGACGGUUUCGUUUGUUAUUUAUAAUUUUAACGCAUAUCAGUGAAAGAACAUGGGUCAAAAUCAUAUAAAAAUAAUUAAUGCAAAUAAAAAAAUCAUUUAUCCAUAUUUAAAUACAUUUUAACGUAUUUUUAUAAAUCUUCAUUUUUAGUUUUAAAGUAUGUCGAUAGAUGGCAGUGAAUUUAAAGCGGUUACAAAAUUUACUAUGACAGUACCACUCUAUCUUAUUAUAUCCUCUUUGCCUCUAAGAAACCCUUUUUUAAUAUGAGAAAAAACAAAAAAAAAACGAAAAAAAUAUUUACACGGCUGUAACUCCUAAACCGUGCGUCGUAGCGCAAAAAUAAUCAAAAUUUCAUUCCACUUUAAGAAACCCUUAAUUUAUAUUUAAAAAAAAAAAAUCUUUAUAAGGCUGUAUCUCCUAAACCGUGCAUCGUAGCGCAAAAUAAUAAAAUUUUCGUUCCAUUGCAGUGGACCCUUAGUUAACAUUAAAAAAAAAACAAAAAAAAAACAGAAAAAUAUCUUUACAGGGCUGUCUCUCCUAAACCGUGCGUUGAAGCGCAAAAAUAAUCUAAUUUUCAUUCUCGUUUGAGAAACCCGUAAGUAACAUUCAAAAAAUACAAUGAAAAACAAAAAAGAAAACAAAAAAUUAAAACAUCUUUAUAGGGUUGUAUCUUUUAAAUAUUAAUAAGGGUUUCUUAAAGUGGAACGAAAAUUUAAUUAUUUUUGCUCUUCGCUCCGACGCACGGUUUAGGAGAUACAACCCUAUAAACAUUUUUUUCUUUGUUUGUUUUCUUUUUAGUUUUUCAUUGUGUGUUUUGUAUGUUACUUAGGGGCUUUUCAAAGGGGAACGAAAAUUAGAUUAUUUUUGCGCUACAACGCACGGUUUAGGAGAUACAACCCUAUAAAGAUUUUUUAUUUUUUUGUUUUCUUCUUUGUUGUUCGAUUAUGUUUUUUGAAUGUUACUUACGGGUUUCUCAAAGGGGAACGAAAAUUAGAUUAGUUUUGCGCUACAACGCACGGUUUACGAGAUACAGCCCUGUCAUAGGACAUUUCGAUGCUAGUGCGGAAAGUGUGUCAUUAUUAGACAUUUCCGCACGUGUAUCGAACGACGUUUUUCAAUACAGUUGCGAAAAAAUAAGAAAAACAACAAGUAAGGAAUUCGAAACUUUUAUAUUAUUAAUUCUGUGACAUCAUUGACAUUGACAUUAUGAAGAGGUGUUUUUUUAGCUGGGUGUUAUUAUUAUUGAACCCACUUUAAUGAGUUUUUUUUUAAAUGCAUGUUCUAUAAGACAAUUGUACAUAUAAAACAUUGUACUAUUAUUACCCAAAUAUCGUUAAUUACGAUUAUUUGUGUAUCGUACAUUUAUAAAAACAAUAUCGAAUGUUGCCUUUGGAAAUUUAAAGCAGAAAUAAAAAACGCCUCUCCUUUGACAGGCGUUCCGUUCUAUUCAGACAACUUAUUAAGAACGGUUUUUCAAUAUUCAAUAUAUAAAAAAAUAGACGUGUUAUAAUGAUGAAGAGGUAAGUAAUAAAAUAUGAAAUAUGUAUAUUUUUCGUAUUCUUACUUUAACAGUAGGUUUUUAUGUUGAUUACUGAGUAUUGAGUAUUGAAAUAAUCGUUAAUAACGAUAUUUAGGUAAUAAUAGUACAAUGUUUUAUAUUUGUAAAACAAUACAAUGUGUAUAAUGUUGUAUGUAGUGGGUUCAAUAAUAAUAACAAAAUCCAUUCUAGUCGAAUAAAAGCUAUAAAAACACCUCUUCAUAAUGUCAAUGUCAAUAAUUAGAGUUUUGAAUGAUUCGCGGUGGUUUUGAAAUAUCGGGAGCUCACAAAUAAUACAAAAGGUAAUCACGGUCUAUAUCCCGGUCAAUAUAAGUCUAAUGUCAAUAAUGUCACAGAAUUAAUAAUAUAAAAGUUUCGAAUUCCUUACUUGUUGUUUUUCGCAAAGGUAUUAAAAAACGUCGUUCGAUACACGUGCGGAAAUGUCAUUCUUCGAAAGUAUGUAAAGUAUGACAUACUUUCCGCACUAGCAUCGAAAUGUACUUUCUGUUUUUUUUUUUUUCUUUUUUUUUAAUGUUAACUAAGGGUCCACUGCAAUGGAACGAAAAUUUUAUUAUUUUGCGCUACGAUGCACGGUUUAGGAGAUACAGCCUUAUAAAGAUUUUCUGUGUUUUUUUUAAAUAUAUUACUUAAGGGAUUCUUAGUGGAAUGAAAAUUUGAUUAUUUUUGCGCUCCGUCGCACGGUUUAGGAGAUACAACCCUAUAAAGAUUUUUUCUUUGUUUUUCUUUUUAGUUUUUCAUUGUGUUUUCUGUAUGUUACUUAGGGGUUUCUCAAAGGGGAACGAAAAUUAGAUUAUUUUUGCGCUACAACGCACGGUUUAGGAGAUACAGCCCUCUAAAAAAAAAUUUUCUGUUUUUUUUUCUUUUCUUUUUAAAUGUUAAUUAAGUUGAAAGAAAAUUUUAUUAUUUUACUCUACGACCCACGGUUCAGAGAUACAGCCUUAUAAAGACUUUUUUGGUAUUUUUUUUUUUAUAUUACGACGCUCGGCUUAGGAGAUACAGCCGUGUAGAGUUUUUUUUCUUAUUGUGUUUCAUUGUGUUUUUUGUAUAUUAAAAGUGUUUUUAAAGGGGAACGAAAAUUUUAUUAUUUUUGCGCUACGACGCGCGACGGACGGGUUAGGAGAUACAGCCCUAUAUUUCUUUUUUUGUAUAUUUAUAUAAUAUAAAAUUCAAUAACCAAACUUCAACUUUAUAUAUAAGUAGAUAUAUUUAAUAUAAAAAUUUCAAAAUCGAACAUAAUUUAAUAAUAGCGUCGUAGCGUAAAAUAAUAAAAUUUUCGUUCAACUUAAUUAACAUUUAAAAAGAAAAGAAAAAAAAACAAAAAUUUUUUUAGAGGGCUGUAUCUCCUAAACCGUGCGACGGAGCGCAAAAAUAAUCAAAUUUUCGUUCCACUAAGAAACCCUUAAUUAAUAUAUUUAAAAAAAAAAACACAAAAAACCUUUUUAAUUCUGUAUCUCCUAAACCGUGUGCCGUAGCGCAAAAUAAUAAACAUUUUCGUUCGCCUGCAGUGGACCCUUAAUAAACAUUAAAAAAAAAAACAAAUAGAAAAAAAAACAGAAAAAAAUAUUUACAGGGCUUAAAUAAUCAAAUUUUCGUUCCCUUAACAGAAGCCCUUAAGUAACAUACAAAAAACACAAUAAAUAACAUACAUCAUAAAUAUACACCAUCGUCAUAGUUACAAUCACAUUGUACAGUCAGCUGCAGAGAAAAGAUACCACCCCUGUAAAGAAGUUUGUAUGCAACGGUGCUAAGCGAAUAGUGAUAGAAAUGAUGAUAAUUUAGUAUAAUUUCAUAAUGACAUAAUAAUAUAAUAUAAGUAUGUACCUAUUUAAUGAUAUAAUUCGUAAUGAAACAUUUGAUAGAAUUGUAUAAUAACAGAAAGAUGAAUAUGUAGAAUUAUAUUAGUGUAUAAUCACAUGAAAUAAUUACUAACAACACUAUUAGCACGUAAGGUUUAUCUGUAAGUGCUGAUAUGUAUAAUAAUAAACAAAUAGUAUUGCUGACUGUACAUCCUACCCAGUAGUCUUUAAUUUACUGUACUACAAAAAUAACUUUGUAAUGCAUACAAUUACUAUAGUAGACAAACUUAAUUUUACGUACGAGUAAGUGCCAUACGUUACUUUUUAGCUCUUCUGGCAAGGUCAAAGACCCGACCAAAUGUUCAGGCUUAUUUUUUUGUGACUAUUUAGAUACUUCAACCUGUAAAAAUUACAGAUUGCCUCACGAACUUUUUUGGAGCCCUAAAAAAUCUUAAAAAAUAUAAGGGUUGAUUUAGCCCCGCUACCCUGCAGCCAGACCUCCAGUGCUGAGUUAGGGUAUGAUAGGAGAAGUAUCAGGCAAAUUUUCAGCUUGCCUCAAGGACCUACUCCAAAAUGUCUACCAGCUCUCGGACCACUAAGUAACUACAAAUAAUCAGUCCACAUAACAAACAUUUUGUACUCAUUUUGAAGUCAUAAUUACAUUAAUUUCUCGUAAUAUCGGCAUCUAAUUUAUGUGCACGGUAAACAAACUAAUGAAUGACAAGAAAAGUACGAAGUACUUACGAAGCUGAGCGGGGGGUGGGGCGACCGGGCGAGGUACCUAUAGGUAUAGAUAGAUACGAAUGCUACGAUAGGCUCCCGCGUGCCGCGCCGGCACCUUGGCGGACCAGCGCGGCGUAUGUAUGAAUUUCGCGCCUUUUUAAAUAGAUUUGGCUAUAACAAUGGAAGCUACACACAGAAAUUUCUUACUUUUCAUAAUAUGGUUGCAUAUAUUAUUUUAUAGUAUGAAACUUAUCUUUAUAGACUUUAAUUCAAUAUUGGACCUUACAGGACAAAAAACGCAUAUUAAAAUUUAAGCAGCAAUCCUAUUUUUCUAAUUUUUCGGCUUUGUCUAUUAACUUAAGAAUUUAGAGAUAUUAUUGUGGAUUUUUUAAACUUUAAUUCAAUAUCGACAAAAUAAUAAGCUAAUUUUAGUUUGACAAAGAAGCACGUUAAAUUUUUUUCUAAAAAUGUAACAGUUUAAAGAGUCAUACAUAAUUUAAACGAUGAAGCUUAAACUUUGCACUUUAAUUCAAUAUUCAAAAAGCAUCAAUCAAAAUAUAUAAAUACCUAAUUUAUACCUAACGCUCGUUCUAACUUUUCCUCUUAAAUUACAAAUAUGCUUAAAACAUGUCCCCUGCCAUAUAAGCAUCACUUUUCCUUCUUUAGAAUUAUCAUAACUUUAAGGUCAAAAAUAUGGUCCCACUAUCGGUCUAUACAUUAUUGUGUCGUCACUUUGAUAAGGUCUCGUCUGUCAUACUGCUAUCAAUUAUUGUUUCGGUAUUGGUAUUAUUGAUACACAAAUAUACAAAUUAUAUACGAAAAUUUAAACAAAUACUUUAGGUUUAGCAAAUAAACUAGUUUUAUUUUCAAAGACUAAAAGAGUAGAAUCUGAUUGUAUAACAGAAUUUUGGACGUAUAAUAGAAAUAAUGGAUAAUUUUAUUUAAGUACUUUUUGGUUACUUUGCGUGAUAAAAAGCACUUUAUCUACACAUAUCAAUUACCCUCUAUGACGAUCUCUGAAAAAUAAAGGAAUUUAAUUUGACCUAAUUUCAUUGUAUCGGUCGAGAUAACGUUUUAUUUGAAGUGAAAGGCACUGUUUGUGGUUCCUGAACACAUAUAGAACUUGAGAGAGAUGUGUGUAGACAAAGCAGUGUAAUUUAACUGUACAUAACUAGGCAUUAAAACACGUGAUGUUUUUUGAAACUCGCACGCUCGUUUCAUAAACCCUUUACUCGUAUUUUAAUGCCUUCCAUUAUACGUAGCAAUGACAGACUAUACUAUAAAAUGACAGUUUGCAGGGAUUAAACGUACAAUGAUAGUUAUAAAAAAUGGUAUUUGCUCACAUUGUAUCUAAGGUGAUUUGUGUAAAUUAUGUGAUAACUUAAUUAAAUUUAAGUGUUGUUGUAUUUAUGAAGAUGUAAUAAAUUGUAAAAAAUAUAAUAAAUAAUUGAUAUUAGUUUUUAGUUUAAUUGAUAUUAAUGUGAGUUUAUUAGGAGAGUUACAAAUAAAUAAAUGUUCAAAUCAG